Messenger RNA from Diorhabda sublineata, 1119 nucleotides. RefSeq lists its product as uncharacterized. The transcript is spliced from 2 exons. Lineage: Eukaryota; Metazoa; Arthropoda; Insecta; Coleoptera; Chrysomelidae. Bases 1 to 1119 code for a protein of 372 amino acids. The record is from RefSeq and is a predicted model, not a curated record.
AUGGAAAGUGAUCUGAAAAGAAAAAGAAAAAGACGGAUUUGGGUCAGAAAUUGGUUGCAAAAUAAAUCCUCAGGAGCUACAAGCAUGAUUAUGAAAGAGCUAUAUUAUCAGGACCCUCGUGAAUAUCAAGCUGUUAUGCGAUUGACGCCUUCACAGUUCGAAAUCCUUUUAAAUUUAAUUGCUACAGGUAUUCAACGUAGUGACACAUUUAUGCGUAAAGCUAUCCCAGCUAGAGUGAAACUAGAAAUAACCUUGACUUUUCUGGCCUCUGGAAUGACAUUCAGGAUGUUGUCAGUAUUAUAUAGGGUAUCGAAGGCAUCCAUAUCGAAAAUGAUACCAAAAGUUUGCGAUGCUAUAAGUGAUAGCUUAAAAGAUUAUAUUAAGAUACCAAAUCAAGACGAGUGGCAAGAUAUACAGCUAGGAUUUAAUGAAAGAUGGGACUUUCCAGGGUGUUGUGGUGCCAUAGAUGGAAAACACAUUAUAAUUCAAGCACCACCGAAUUCUGGCAGUGAAUACUAUAAUUACAAGGGAACUAAUAGCAUCGUUCUUCUUGCCCUAGUGGAUCAUAAUUACUGUUUUAAAUAUGUAGACAUAGGCUCAUAUGGACGAAAUGCAGAUGGAGGGGUUUUCCAAAACAGUUCUUUAUAUCCACUUUUAGAAAACGACUCAUUACUACCCCAAGGGGCAGUAUUGGUUGGAGAUGAUGCAUUUCCACUCAAACCAUAUUUGUUAAAGCCCUAUUCAAGUACGCCAACAAUUGCGGAAAAAAUAUUUAAUUACAGAUUAAGCAGAGCGAGACGCAUUGUGGAGAACGGAUUUGGUAUUCUGGCAGCUCGUUUCCGAAUUUUGGGAAAACCAAUUCAAGUCGACGAACAAACGGCAAUAAAGAUUAUCAAAUCUACAUGCACAUUACACAACUGGUUACGAAUGACUAUGCCAAAUACUUAUACACCUCCAGGAAGUGCAGAUUACGAAGAUAAUAUAAAUUUGACUAUAAUUCAAGGACGUUCCCGAAUAAAUAAGAGGUCGAAAGCAAUUGCUGAGAAGUUGAGAAAUAAAUACAGAGAUUAUUUUAGUGGGGAAGGAGCAGUUGAUUGGCAAACGUAUAUGAUAAAAUAA